Messenger RNA from Melanaphis sacchari, 1546 nucleotides. Its product is annotated as probable low-specificity L-threonine aldolase 2. Gene Ontology annotation, biological process: glycine biosynthetic process; L-threonine catabolic process. Gene Ontology annotation, molecular function: L-allo-threonine aldolase activity. The transcript has 10 exons. Lineage: Eukaryota; Metazoa; Arthropoda; Insecta; Hemiptera; Aphididae. Gene Ontology annotation, cellular component: cytosol. The coding region runs from base 383 to 1546 and encodes 387 amino acids. The record is from RefSeq and is a predicted model, not a curated record.
UUUUCAAAACUCUAACCAUGUUUAUUACAACUAAAAUAAUAUUUUAUUGAAUUACUGAUUACGUAAACGACGCUAUGUGAUCGCUUCUAUUUGCGUAUGGUACAACGUAACAAUCUGUAAAUGAUGAUGCAAUUAUAAAUGUUAUAAGUUCUAAAGAUGUGUUGUUAAUGGACUUGCGAUACUAAUCACAAAAUAUAGGUACACGAGAAGAUAUAACAAUAAAAAUACAAAGUAUCUGCAUAUAACAAAACUAUUUAAGAAGUGGCAAGUAAAAGAGAAUACAACCUAACCUGCAGAAGUAACUAGUAGUCAUUGUUAUUAUAUAUUACUGUCUAUAGGAACAAAUAAUUUCUAAAAUAUCUAUACGUCAAGUCAAUCAAAAAUGUAUAAAAAGCUGGUGCCGUCCGACAAUAAUUUGCAGCAGAGUGAAGUGAUUGACUUGAGAAGCGACACAGUAACAAAACCUGAUGUCCAUAUGCGUCAAGCAAUGUUCGACGCCGAAGUCGGCGACGACGGUUACGGCGAGGAUCCCACCAUUAAUCUUUUGGAAGAAAAAUCGUCAAAACUGUUUGAAAAGGAAGCGGCAAUAUUUUUACCAAGCGGACUCAUGGGAAAUUUGAUUGCAAUGAUGAGUCAUUCAAACCAACGUGGAGGUGAAGUAAUAGUCGGUCAUAAAAGUCAUAUUUUGCUGUGGGAACAAGGUGGAGCUUCACAGAUUGCCGGAUUGCAAAUGCGAGAAGUUAAGAAUUUGGAGGAUGGUACACUGGAUAUGACAGAGUUACUUGGAAAAAUAAGACCGGAGUUCCCAGACCCUCACGAACCUUAUACUAAACUAGUUUGUAUUGAAAACACUCACAACUACUGUGGCGGUACUGUAUUGCCUAUUGAAUGGAUUGAUCAGUUGGGAAAACUCACCAAAGAACGAAACAUACCCUUGCAUAUGGACGGAGCUAGAGUGUUUAACGCAGCUGUGAGUCUAGGAGUUCCAGUCAGCCGAAUAGUGAAGCAUUGCGAUUCCGUGACGUUUUGCUUGAGCAAAGGCCUUGGUGCCCCAAUUGGUUCCAUUUUAAUUGGUGAAAAACCAUUCAUUGAAAAGGCUAGAAGAUUGAGAAAAGUUUUGGGCGGUGCCAUGCGGCAAGCUGGGAUCGUGGCUGCGGCGGGACUGUACGCGUUGGAUAAUUGCGUGGAAAGGCUGGCUGACGAUCAUAGAAACGCUAAGAAAAUCGCUUACGCAAUCCAAAAGACAGCAAGUCCAUACGUGACCGUCAACCCAGACGCAUUCAACACAAACAUACUUUUGGUGAACAUUAACUCAACUGUAGUCGACGCUAAAUACUUUGUUUCCGAGCUGAUAAAGAUAGACCCUGAUGAAUGCGACAGUCAGUCGAACAACAAGAUACGGUCGACGGCCGUGAGGAUUGCGCAGAUAAACGACACAAGAGUGAGAUUCGUGACGCACAAGAACAUUACCGACGAAGAAGUGGAUAUGGCUAUUGAAAAGAUUAAGUACGUCAUUGGAAAAAUCGACACGUACUGUAGCCGAUAG